AUAUUUGAAAAAAAUAUCCAAUUAAAACAAUGGAUAUUUUUAAAAUAUGAAAAAAUCCAGUAAAACCCUUGAGACUUAGUCACGCAUAUAAAAAUAAUAUAAUGAACAAGUGAGUUGUUCAUUUGCGAGGGAAAAAAAAGGGUCAAAUAAUUUGCAACAAUAAUAGCAUUGAAAAAAAAAUUAAUUAAAGGGUUGUUGCUUUUGCGCAAAAGACACGCAAACAAGGUAAAAGAAGAAAAAGUGAUUGCGCAUCGGUAUUUUUGGUUGAUAAAAUUCUGCGUGCAGACAUUUAGACAGAAUACAAUCAAUAUGUCGUGACUUGUCGUGUAGAUAACGUGUUAAUUUAUUUAUAAAAUAGUAUUUGUGAAAAUAAUAAUGUAAAAAUAGAAUAAAUAGAAAAUUUAAAGAAUGCUUGAUAAAAUAAAUGAAAGGAAAAAAAAAUUUACAUACAUGAAUUACAAAAAGAGGGUUGAAUGAUCAACUUGAUAAAAAGUAACAAAGGGAUAUAGACUCGUCCAGGUCUUGUGGUGAAAAAUAAGUAUCCAAGUUGGUGAUUGAACUCAGCCAGAGCAAGCCAGAGAAAGAACUUGCUCCAUCAUCAUCAACAUUUAACAAUAUUUUAAAAAAUAUAUCAAACAAUUUCUAUGGCUCAAUUAAUAAAUAAAAAAUUGUGAUAUAAAUUAAGUGAUUAUCUAAAUUAAUGAUUAAUAAAUAAUAAGUAAAAAGUGAAAUGUCUUACAGUGAUGGUGGUCGUUCAUCAUCAGUACGUAAAUCUGGUACAAAAAUACCAAAAAAUUUACGUGUUACAAGUACAGAUAAUGGAAGAAAAUCAACAACAACAACAACAGCAAUAACAUAUCAUCAUCAUCAUCAUCAUCGUCAUCAUCGUCAUGGUUUAUUUGAUACAACAUUAAAUCAACAAUCAAUACAUCAAAAAAAUUUAUACAUUGUAUCAUUUCCAUUGAUAUUAUUUUUUAAUGUAUUAAGAACACUACUUUAUCAGCUGUUUGUUGUUUUUAAAUAUAUUUAUGCAUCAGCCAAUCAUAUUGUUAAACGACGUCAUCGUACAACAUUGACAACAACAAGAGGACAGUGUCAUUUAGAAAUUGUUGUUGGUAGUCAAACAAGUAUUGAACAUCAUCAUCAUCAUCAACAACAACAACAACAACAGCCACAACAGCUACAACAACAAGAAGAUAUUUUAUCAUUUAGACAAGAAAAUACAAUUGACAUGUCUGUAUCAAAAAAAACAAGUGGCCCAGGUCCUGGUGAUCCACUUCUUGCUAAACAAAAACAUCAUCAUCGUAGAGCAUUUGAAUUUAUUAGUAAAGCAUUAAAAAUUGAUGAAGAAAAUGAAGGACACAAAGAAAUGGCUAUUGAAUUAUAUAAAAAAGGCAUUGGUGAAUUAGAAAAAGGUGUUGCUGUUGAAUGCUAUGGUGGUAGAGGUGAAGUUUAUGAACGUGCACAAAGAUUACAUGAAAAAAUGCAAGCAAAUUUAAUAAUGGCUAAGGAUAGACUUGAUUUUUUAGCAAGUAUUUGUGCCAUGAAAAAUUUAGAAUUAUCAGAUGAAAAUAGUGAGGAGUAUCAGGAUAAAUAUCCAAGGCAAAGAAGAAUAAAUAGUAAUAGUAAAAAAAUUAAUAUACAAACAAAUAAACAAAAACCAAUGAUUAAAAAUAUCAUUAAGAAUCAUCCUGUUGUUGAAGUAUCUGGAAGAAAAUUAAUACCUGGUAAAAAAUUAAGUGGUACUGGAAUGAGUAAAAGUCAAACAUUACCACGUAGUAUGGGUCGUUCAAAUUCAGUAUUACCAUGUCAUAAAACAACACCAACAAAACCAUCAUGGACACCACCAUCAAUAAAACGUCAAUUAUCAAUACCAGGUACAGUAUCACCAGUAAGACGUCAAAUAAUAACAACAACACCAAAUAAUAGUAAUCGUAAUACACCAACAAGAAAAAUUCCAAAAGGUGUUGAUCCAAAAUUAGCACAAAUAAUAUUAGAUGAAAUAUUAGAAGGUGGUACACCAGUAAAAUGGGAUGAUAUUGCUGGACAAAAAAUAGCUAAACAAGCAUUACAAGAAAUGGUUAUAUUACCAUCAAUAAGACCAGAAUUAUUUACUGGUUUACGUACACCAUCAAGAGGUUUAUUACUAUUUGGUCCAGCUGGUAAUGGUAAAACAUUAUUAGCACGUGCUGUUGCAACACAAUGUUCAGCAACAUUUUUUUCAAUAUCAGCAGCAAGUUUAACAUCAAAAUAUGUUGGUGAAGGUGAAAAACUUGUUAGAGCAUUAUUUACAAUUGCUAGAGAAUUACAACCAUCAAUAAUAUUUAUUGAUGAAGUUGAUUCAUUAUUAUCAGAAAGACGUGAAAAUGAACAUGAAGCAUCAAGAAGAUUAAAAACUGAAUUUUUAAUUGAAUUUGAUGGUUUACCAUGUAAUCCAGAUGAAAGAGUAUUAGUUAUGGCUGCAACAAAUCGUCCACAAGAACUUGAUGAAGCUGCAUUACGUCGUUUUAGUAAAAGAGUUUAUGUUACAUUACCAGAUUCAUCAACAAGAUAUUUAUUAUUAAAAAAAUUAUUAGAAAAACAUAAUGAUCCAUUAAGUGAUAUUGAAUUACGUGAAAUGGCAUUAUUAACUGAAGGUUAUUCUGGUAGUGAUUUAACUGGUUUAGCUAAAGAUGCUGCACUUGGUCCAAUAAGAGAACUUGAUCCAGAUCAAGUUAAAUUACUUGAUCUUAAUCUUGUUAGAAAUAUUAAUAUACGUGAUUUUCUUGAUUCAUUAAAAAGAAUAAGAAGAUCAGUAUCACCAAAUAGUCUUGCUGCAUAUGAAAAAUGGAGCAAUCAAUUUGGUAUGGAUAUUAGUAUCUGAUUAAAAAGUUUGCCUAUCAAGGCAUACUCAUUCAUCAACAGGUGAAAUGUUUAUUAUUUUUUCUUUAUUUAAAUUACGAAAAUUCAUUGAUUAAUUAUUGACGAUUUUUAUAAGUCUAAUUUAUUUAUAUAUAUCUUUAAAAAUUAAUGAUAAACAAGUGACAAUUAUUUAUUUAAAUUAUUUAUCAAGUAAAAAAAAGACAAACAAACAAACAAAAAGACAACGAAUGACUGAUGCCUGGUAGAUUAAUAAUUCUUUUUUUUUUUUUUUUUUUCUCUUUAAUUUCUUCCUGUUGAUAAUCAAUAAU
This is a messenger RNA of Aphidius gifuensis, 3170 nucleotides long. RefSeq names its product spastin (gene spas). Gene Ontology annotation, cellular component: microtubule cytoskeleton. Gene Ontology annotation, molecular function: ATP binding; microtubule severing ATPase activity; ATP hydrolysis activity. The coding region runs from base 731 to 2863 and encodes 710 amino acids. The transcript is spliced from 4 exons. The record is from RefSeq and is a predicted model, not a curated record. NCBI's taxonomy places the organism in Eukaryota, Metazoa, Arthropoda, Insecta, Hymenoptera, Braconidae.